This is a messenger RNA of Aureobasidium vineae, 300 nucleotides long. NCBI's taxonomy places the organism in Eukaryota, Fungi, Ascomycota, Dothideomycetes, Dothideales, Saccotheciaceae. The record is from the annotation of a GenBank genome assembly.
AUGAUCUCGCAAAUCCUUCUGAUCAUCAUCACCAUCUUCCUGCCNCCCGUCGGAGUCUUCAUGAUCGCGGGCUGCGGCGCCGACCUCCUGAUCAAUAUUGCUCUGACCGUCCUUGGUUACUUCCCCGGUCAUAUUCACGCCUUCUACCUCGAAUACGUCUACUUCCACAAACAAGAACAGGCCAACGUGGGCUUCUACGACAACAACGCAGCGCCUGGUGUGUACAGCGACAACGUCCAGACUGGUGGCCGCGGCUACGGCACCGUGCCUCCUCCCGCGACUGGCUCUCAAUUAAACUAG